AUGGCUAGCGAUAGCGCUUACAACGAGAAUAUCAUGGCCGAAAAGAUGCAUCAGGAACACAGGGAAACUGUGAUUUCUGGCGUUUCCCACGACGCUGAUGAUGGAAACGUGGCAACUGACCAGUAUGGCCGUCCAUUGGUAGAUUUGGACCGAGCGGCUGAGGCCCGACUGCGACUGAAAAUCGAUUUAUAUAUUGUUCCUACCGUCGCACUAAUGUAUUUGUUUUGUUUCAUUGAUCGUGCGAACAUUGGUAACGCGAAACUGGCAGGAUUCACCAAAGAUUUGGGACUCGAAGGCUACGACUACAACAUAGUACUGUCAAUCUUCUACGUCGCAUACAUUUUAUUCGAAAUACCAAGUAAUCUUGCAUGCAAGUGGAUUGGACCCGGUUGGUUUUUGCCAGCUAUCACGCUCGGAUUUGGCAUCUGCUCUGUUGGCACAGCAUUCGUGACCAACAUCCACAGUGCAUCUGGUGUGAGAUUCGUGUUAGGAGUCUUCGAAGCAGGUUUAUUACCCGGUAUCGCUUACUACCUUAGUCGUUGGUAUCGCCGGAGUGAGCUUGCCUUUCGUCUGUCUUUGUAUAUUGUCAUGGCCCCUUUGGCCGGCGCGUUUGGUGGGUUGCUGGCAUCGGGAAUCCUGAAGCUGGACCACUUCGGAAGCCUUCAUAGCUGGCGUAUGCUUUUUGCUAUUGAGGGAAUUAUCACGAUUGGGGUUUCUCUGGUGGCUUUCGUUACCCUAACUGACCGACCAGAGACGGCCCGAUGGCUAUCAAAGGAGGAAAAGGAAUUGGCCAUUGCUAGAGUCAAGUCUGAAAGAGUUGCAACCACCGAAGUUCUCGACAAAAUUGACCUCCCCAAGACGUUGCGUGGAAUAUUCAGCCCUGUGACGCUCACCACUGCGUUCAUUUUUCUUCUGAACAACAUCACUGUUCAAGGUCUCGCCUUCUUUGCGCCAACUAUCGUCCAAACCAUCUACCCCGAUGCGACCGUGAUAUCGCAGCAGCUUCAUACCGUGCCGCCCUAUGUUGUUGGUGCCUUCUUCACUGUCCUUUUCCCGUUCCUCAGUUGGCGGUUUGAUCAAAGGUUGAUCUUCUUCAUCAUCUGCCCUCCACUGAUGAUGACCGGAUAUAUCAUGUUUCUGGCCAGUGAGGACAGUAUGGUACGAUACGGAGCCACUUUCAUCAUUGCGAGCGGUGCCUUUGCAUUUGGGGCACUCUGUACCGCUCAUGCAUCGGCAAACGUCGUGUCAGACACUGCUAGAUCCUCUGCCAUCGGUACCACUGUUAUGCUGGGUAACCUUGGUGGCUUGAUCUCUACCUGGUCAUUCUUGCCAUUUGAUGGCCCAAAUUAUCACAUUGGAAAUGGACUCAACCUCGCGACUUCAAGCAUGACCCUGGUCCUCGGGGCUUCUCUAUGGAUGUAUAUCACGUGGGACAAUCGGAGGCGCAGAGCUAUCGAUGUCGACGCUGCGCUGGCCGGUCUCUCGCAGAAGCAAAUUCAGGAUUUGGAUUGGCGAAACCCAGCCUUCCAAUGGCGACCGUGA
Molecule: messenger RNA, 1542 nt
Organism: Penicillium longicatenatum
Lineage: Eukaryota; Fungi; Ascomycota; Eurotiomycetes; Eurotiales; Aspergillaceae
Product: putative MFS transporter
Exons: 4
Coding region: 1-1542 (513 amino acids)
Biological process (GO): transmembrane transport
Cellular component (GO): membrane
Molecular function (GO): transmembrane transporter activity
Source: RefSeq, a predicted model, not a curated record